AUGCGUGAGAAGGGUGAAGGAAGGGAAGGAAGGAGAGAAGAAAAUGGUUCCCAGAAGGAUCGUUUAUGCUUGCAGACAGGGACAAGUGAAGCAUGCAUUCGACGGCAUAGUGAUAGUGCGGUUGUUCCAAAUUUCGGCUGCCCAAUAGGAUUGGAAACAAGGGGAUUGCGCAGUGUGAUCUUUGAACAUAUGUAUAAAAGUAAUUGACCUCCCGACCAGCCUACCUACCCACCAGCUGAGUGUAUUUUGGAGUUCUUCACAGGCAGGGACAGGGAAGACAGAUUAGGGUACACCCAUAAGCGAUUUUCGUUCACUUCAGGGAACCUUGUUGCUCUCUGCUUUCCCUUCCCCUCCAAUCUACUCCAAACUCCAAGUGUUGUCGUCAACGCUGUUCUAGUCAUUGCUAUCAGAGGAGCCGAGCAAGAGAGGCCGGUCUUUGAUCAGUGUGGGCUGCCAGCAAUGACUGAGGCGGCAGCUGCAGCAGCCGCUUACGCAGCCAUUGCAAACAACGUUGCGGUAAUCAUGCGUAGUAGUAAUGGGAGUACGUCGCCAUCGUUCUCGUCACAACAGGCUUAUUCCAUUGAAUCGAUCCUGAAACCCGGUAAUUCGGAAUCACCAACAUUGAAUGAAUCAACAAAUACUAUGGAAAAUCAUUCCGUCCCGCUUGCGGAUGGCGAGCCAACCAUCUGAUUAUUAACAGCGAAAUUCUUGAUAAUAUUUGAGACCCAAGUACCACAAAUAACUGAGAAAAGUAUAGAUUAUAGCCUACUAGAUACGAAGGACUAUAUUUCAUUGAGCUUAGAAUUUUCCAGUUCGGUUUGCCAUGAUGAAGCAAGUGGUCGGCAUUAUGGCGUUAUUGCAUGUUUCGGUUGCAAGGGUUUCUUUCGUAGAACGGUUCGUGCUGGGAAAAAUUACGUAUGUCGUUAUGAGCAGAAGUGUAGAAUUGAUAAAGCUGGUCGUAACGUUUGUCGAUCUUGCCGUUUUCAAAAGUGCCUUCAAGUAGGAAUGGAACCUGACGCAAUUCGACCCGAUCGUGAUAAAACUGGCAGACAGAAAAAUCCACGCAGAAGUGGCUGUGAAAACGGUACAGCCAAAAUGUCAACAACUUCUGCAUCCGGAGAGCUACCAUGUGUUGCAUCUGACAAAGACGGCGUUGUGUGUGAUGAUGCUCGAACUUGCACUCGAUCCUCCUGUAUGAACAGCACCUCAGGUCACCCGAAAUAUUCAGCGCCCGUUGGUGAUGAGUCCGUCUUGGCAACACUCUGUGAAAUUGAGCAUAUAUGCAAUCAGCUCCGAGACGCUCAUCCAGUUAUAACGAAGACUUCCAUCACCCUUAUUGAGGCUGUUUUUCGUCCUUCACUCAUCGUUUCACGAUCUCCGCUGAUAUUCGAUGGGUCUUUGGGUCUUGCUGGCUGCAAAGAAUAUUUUGAAAAUCUGAGGCGCCUCAUUGUAUUGCUUUUUGAUUAUGCCAACACACUUAAGCCAAUCGCCGAUCUCACACCUAGUGAAAAGAUAUCGAUAAUUCAUAACUGUGUGUCACAAUUUGCACUUCUUGUUGUUGCAUACCACACUGUUCGUAAUACUGAUAUGGUCAGCGGCACAAUUUUACUACCUAGUGGGCAUUAUUUCCAUCGUGAAAAACCUGUUAUUAUCACUGGGCAAUGUGAAGAUAAACAAAUCAUAUUGCUGGAAUCCCGAAUUGAGAUUGUAAAGAAAAACAUUCUGGAUGUUGUUUUGAGUCCAAUGCGACGUUUGGGAUUUACCGAAAUCGAGAUGGUUGCACUGAAAGCGAUAAUUGCUCUGGAUCCGAGUGCUGCAAAUCUUACACCUCAGUCUGCAUCCUUACUGGCUGUAGCUCGUGGAUCUGUUCAGAAUGCACUUUAUGCUCAUCUCAGUAGUCGUCUUUCACCAGCCGAGGCGACAACUCGCUUUGGCAACCUUCUGCUUUUGAUUGCCGGUCUUUCCAAAAUGGGUGCGGCGUUGUGUGGUAUGAUGCAGUUAUGUCGUGACCUUUCAAUAAACAUUGAUCCAGUAGUUGAUGGACUAUUUUUUAACGACUCUUACUGUUUCAAUUGUUAUGAUUUAGCUGCAACUUCAGUGAAAGUUGUUGAGUUGGUUAUCGCUGGUAUCUGGAACGGGCCUACAUUUUGCUGGUCUCUUGGGCGGGGCUGUCAUCGGGCAUUCGUUAAUCAUUGGAAAGAGGAUUUAGACUUUACUUGUUUCUCAACUUUUCAUUGGGACCAUUAUGUAUUGGAACUCACUAAUGAAAUAAAUGCAUCGAUAGUGGAGUUUCCUGCAUUACCAUGUUGCAAACUAAGUUCAUUGGGAUUGGUUUUAGAUGAAAAAGAGGAAUGA
Messenger RNA from Acanthocheilonema viteae, 2355 nucleotides. The record is from the annotation of a GenBank genome assembly. NCBI's taxonomy places the organism in Eukaryota, Metazoa, Nematoda, Chromadorea, Rhabditida, Onchocercidae.